This is a messenger RNA of Penicillium subrubescens, 3054 nucleotides long. RefSeq lists its product as uncharacterized. Gene Ontology annotation, molecular function: protein binding; catalytic activity. The transcript is spliced from 3 exons. NCBI's taxonomy places the organism in Eukaryota, Fungi, Ascomycota, Eurotiomycetes, Eurotiales, Aspergillaceae. Gene Ontology annotation, biological process: nucleoside metabolic process. Bases 1 to 3054 code for a protein of 1017 amino acids. The record is from RefSeq and is a predicted model, not a curated record.
AUGGCACAAUCACCACAACUGCACGAAUGUACAAUCGUGUGGCUGUGUCCUCUUGAAGUCGAGCUUCGAGCGGCUAUUGCCAUGCUCGAUCGAGUCUCUGAUCAUGUUCCUCACCGCGCGCGAGGCCAGCACGUCGUGUAUACAGUGGGAGAAAUUGGCCCCCACAAGAUCGCCGUGGUCGGCUAUUACCAAGAGCAGGGUCUGGCAGCAUCUGGCAGUAUGGCCGCAGAAGUCAGGAGAGACCUACCCCGUCUCCAAUUUGGACUGUUGGUCGGAAUCGCUGGCGGAAUCCCUUCAUCAGCCAAUGAUAUGCAAUUGGGAGAUGUAGCAGUUGCAGUUCCAGAGGGUGAUCGCCCAGGGAUUGUUGGAUAUGAUCUGGGGAAGGCCGGAGAAGAUGAUUGUUUUGAACUAAAGCACUGGCAGAACUCAACAGAUCCGAUGCUUCGUUCGGUGAUUAAUGUGAUUCGAGCCCGAGAGGAUUCGCGGUUCUGGCGGCACCUUCGUGUCGUGGAGAAUCGUCCAGAGUUUCGAAGGCCAGAGAAUACGUCUGAGACGAAUCGUAUAUAUCCCAAGGUGCAUUAUGGGACUAUCUUGUCCGGCAAUACUGUGAUCAAGUCCCAGUCGAAGAGGGACCAGCUAAGGGAACUAUACGGGGGGAUUGCAGUGGAGAUGGAAGCUGCCGGCAUUAUGACCAGGCUACCGGUGGCUGUCAUCCGAGGAAUCAGCGAUUUUGCAGAUUCGUCCAAGAACAGCACAUGGCAACCGUACGCUGCCAUUGCAGCAGCGGCAUAUGCGAAAGAAGUCCUCCUAUCUUACCCUGCGAAGCUCAAACGCUUGAAACAGGGUCUUCAGCCUCAGAAUACAAAUUCGACACCUUUUGCGGACAAACGGAUGCGCUUGGCAAAGGCGUUGCCCGAAAGAUGGGCAUUCGUGGGGAGAGAAGAGGAGUUGGCCUUUCUCCAUUCAGAACUAGGCUUUCCAUCUCAGUCAUCCAUUCAGAAACAUGCCGUUGGCCUUUGGGGCCUGACUGGAGUUGGGAAAUCUCAGCUGGCCGCGAGAUUCGUGCAUCAGCAACUAUCAAGCUACCCUGAGCGGGAGAUCUUCUGGAUCAGUGGGGAGAGUCGGGAUAGCUUCGAAGAAAGCGUUAUCAACAUGCUUAAAUCUAGACAGGAAAGCAGCAGCACGGCUACGUCUCAUUCUGCGCUAUUACCUGUCAUACCCGAGGGAGAACGACGUGCUCUCGUGAAUCUCUUCUUUGCUGAGCUCAACCGUCUGAAUGACGGGAGAUGGCUGCUGAUCAUUGAUGGAGUCAACCAAGCUAACUCUACCGCUACGCAAGAAGCCCACUCCUAUGAUAUUCAUAGUUAUGCGCGCGGACUAACACGAGGAUCGAUUCUGCUCACCUCUCAAAGACGUGAUGUAGUCGAAAGGUAUCACCCGAUUCGGGAAGUGAAAGGCCUCAAGGACGGGGAUGCAAUGAGUCUACUCAAAUCUCAGAUUCACUCUCAUUCAAUGCAAGGAGCCCAGGACUUGAUAUCUCUCCUGAAAGGACUUCCUUUAGCACUACGUCUUGCCAUCUCCGUUAUAUGUCGCUUUCGCGUUGAGGUCCAGGAAUAUCUGGAGAUGUGGAAAAGUCACGGCGAUGUUAGCGAGAUACUGGGCACAGAUGAAACUUUAUACCGCUCCAUGGAGCUGAGCUUGGAAGAUCUCGAAAGCUCCUAUCCCGUUGCUGCCAAUCUUCUAGCUCUAUUCAGUUUCCUGGAUCAUCGUGAUUUCUGGUACGAGCUAUGCCUGAACGCCGCUGAUGAUACGUUCCCCCAAUGGCUGCAGAAUCUAGCAGGGAACAAGACACCAUUCAGGCAUUACUACCCACUCUUAGCCGAUCUCUCAUUCAUCGAGCUGAAAAUCUCCGCGAAUGGCAGCCGCACAUGGGAAACGCACCCAGCCAUCCAGGCAGUGGUCAGACGGAGAUUCCAGGAAAAGGAACGUGAAUAUAUUCGGUCCGCGAUAUCACUCGUAGCAGACCAAGUUCCCCGGUCAUCGAUGGCAAAUUCCUGGCCUACCAUACGACGACUCUUGCCUCAUGCCCAGAUAUGCUGGAGUUACGUCAAAGCAGGCAAAUGGGGAUCCAGCACUAACCUUACCGAACUGGAAAGUCUCGCCCGUGUUUUCCGACAAACCGGGCAUUACGAAGAAGCUUCGAUAAUCUACCGAAUGAUCGCACGCGGCCUUGAUAACCACUCUCAUACCCCGGAGAGCCUUGAAUUUUUCGCCGACGUACUCGCAAACCUGGGCCUAGUUUAUACGCAUCAACACAAAUCUGAAGCUGCUCUCGGGUCCUUUGAUAGGUCAUCCAGUAUCAUGAGUGAGCUUGGGACUCUAACGCCUCACGCAUCGAUGUCGAUCAUGUAUAAUAAGGCAGUGGUAUUCAUGAUGACCGAUCGCCUGGAUGAAGCAGAGACAUACCUGCGAGAUGCGGCAGAAUAUUUCGCUUAUGAUACAUCCGAAAACACACUAAUUGAGGACGAGCGGAGGUCCUUGUAUUUUCGAAUCUUAAACGAUCUGGGCGAAGUCAUGCUACGAAAGGGCUCUAUUCCGGAAGCAUUACGAGUUUUUCAACAUGUGUACUACGGUCUGGGGGACUUCAGUCGGCAGGGUGAUCCCCAGCCUGCCCAGAUUUCACUCAAAUUGAACAUGGGUAGAGCUCUUACCAGACUUGGAGAUUUCUCAAAGGCUCGAGAACUUCUCGAAGAAGUUAUUUCGAUUUAUACCGAGUGGUGGGGAAGGCGACACCCGGAAACAAUGCGAGUGAUUGACGAGUUGGCCUGGACUUUAAUGAACGAGUGCAAAGAUAAGCAGGCCAAGGGGGAUGAUAUCGAUUCAGAGGUGCAGCAUUCAGGAGAGCUUUGGAACGAAGCUUUGGACUUUUAUCGGCGCAUUGGGGGGGAUGCGUCUGAUACGGUGGCUAGAAUUGAAGCUAAUCUGAGCCAGCUGUUUUCCAAUAUAGGGAACUCUUUACCUCUCUAUCUACCAUCGCCGAAUUCAACUAGCUAG